AGCCCCUGCCCUGAGGCAGCCCCAAAAUGGCGGCCGAGGAAGGUCGUUGUGAGGUGGCUCUUGUACAGGGUGUGCCCCGUGGCGCCUGGCGCGCUGCCCUCUGUCAGGGGGACCUUAAAAUUCCCCUCUAAGCACACUGUGCCCAGAAAUUCCCCCAACCAACCUCUUCCCCCUAGCUCCCCAGGGCGCCUCGUUGGUUUCUCAGUCUCCACAACCCCGUUGGCACGCGUCCAUCCCAUCCCCAGCCCGCUUGGCUGAGCGCUCCCCAUGUGCCUGCCAGCCCCAGGCAUGCUAGGAACACCCUAACAGCCCUCCGGGGAGCGAGGGUCAUGCCUGAAGGCGGCUGUCCCUCCUCUGUCAGGCGUCGAUAUCAAUUUCUGCCAAGCGCUGUCCGCCACCAAGGCAGUCCUUGAGCUGCAGGGUGAUUUACACAGGCAUCGCUUACGCAACCUCUUUCUGAGGGCGCUGAAGCACAAUGAGGGGAAAAAAAAAAAAAAAAAAAAAGAAGUAUUUGGUUGGAGUACUGAGCUGGUUUAAAAUGCACUCCCGACAUGGCCAACAGAACCAACUCGUCUGAGUACUUUUGGUCCUAUGAGUAUUACUGGGAUUACAUAGACCCGAUCCCAGUGGAUGGAAGGAAGCUGAAGGUUAAUAAAUAUUCUAUUGUCAUAGCCUUUUGGGUUGGACUUGCUGCCUUUGUGAUGUUUCUUUUCCUUAUUUUGCUGUAUAUGUCCCGCUCUGGAUCAAGUCGAGUAAAACAGGUGAUUGUAGGGAACCACGCAGAAGAAAGCAGUUCCAACAGUGAACAGCCUCAUUGCGAUGACCUCAGCAGCCCAUACACAGACGCAGUUGCUCCUAGAACACCUAACUAAUUCCCUUUCAGAUGAAACUGGCAUUCAUGGAAGUAUCUCAGCCUGAGCUAAAACUGGAACGGGUUAAACAAAAACAGCUGGACAGUCCUCCUGACUGUAGAGAAGAUUAGUUCCUUAGGCUGCAGCUGAAUUAGUUCAGGAAAAGAAGAAAAAAAAAAAAGAUGUCUUUCAACAAAGACCCAAACUGAAAAACCCUGGAUGCUUAAAAGGAAGCACUAACCACUGUAUUGGAGGAAUGUUGCUGCAGUUGCCUGAUUAGAACAUUUUAGAUUCUGAUGAUGCUGACUGCAAAACUUCUCUCUCUUAAGUAAAGAUUCAAAAUCUUCUUUCAAUUAGAAGGUGCAAAGGGUGUGCUGUCUGCUGAGUGAUUCUCAGUAACACCCAUUUGGCUGAGAGCAGAUUUGCUCCUCCAGCAGAAAGUGUAUAGCAGUUAUGCCUCAUGUCCUGCAAAGAGUCCUGCUUUGCUUGCCUGAGCGCACACGGAGCCCUCUUAUCCUCAGGGGUGUCUCUGCAGAAUCAGCCUUCACUUGGUUUUCUUGCUGUGAAAGAAACCACCAGCACAUCGAUCAGGCAACACAACAAACAUUGUUUAUAGACACAGUGACAGAAGUCAUCUAUUUCUGGGUCUGUCCUCAGCUCACAGUCUCAUCAAUUGCAUCUUAGAGACACCUCCACUUGGCCAUCCUCUGAAAAAUAAGCAAUAACAAGUGCAACAUCAACAAUAAAACUUUGCUUUUGGAAAGGUUACAUUUUGCUCCACCGUCUUAAAGCUCAGCAGUUCCCUCAAGGAUAGAAUAUGCUUUGUAUUUAUUUUCCUAUUGCAAAAAUAUAUAUGUAUUCGAGUUAGUUAAAAAUUAUUAAAACACUGGUUAGCUAUAACAGCCUUUAAAAAGCUAAUGGCAGCAUUCAUUAUCUCAAGUGACUGUGUCUUACUGAAGAAACUCAUUAGCUUUACCAAUUGCCCAGAAAUAGAGUUUUGCUGCUAAUAGCCAGUCCCCUUUUGCUUUCUCUUGGAAUGGCAGGUGACAAAGAAACUUAAGACUGAACAGUCUCGAAAUGGUAUCUUAGGGCUACAACAAGCACGGCGCUGCGAGUGCGGAGUUGAGCUGUGGAAGGCAGCGAGGGCUGGAGUGGAUAAAAGACCCCACAGAGAGCUGCUGGGCUGAGGACCACACAAAAUUCAUUUGAAACUUGAGGAAAAACUUAGAAAUUUCACCUCGCCAAGCAGGCAGCCAAACCUCCUCCAGUGAAGCACUGCCAGAGCGGCUGUACGCUGCGCUGGGAGCGUGGGCUGUGAUGUUACCAGAGAGUGGGUGGGUUGGGCUGUGGUAAAAAAGCCUCAAACGCAAGAGACAGACCAAAACACCAGGCAUUUAUUUGUGUUGUGUGUUGUUUUUUU
Messenger RNA from Cygnus olor (mute swan), 2271 nucleotides. It is a transcript of the gene MRAP, whose product is annotated as melanocortin 2 receptor accessory protein. Lineage: Eukaryota; Metazoa; Chordata; Aves; Anseriformes; Anatidae. Gene Ontology annotation, cellular component: endoplasmic reticulum; plasma membrane. The transcript has 3 exons. Gene Ontology annotation, biological process: protein localization to plasma membrane; regulation of adenylate cyclase-activating G protein-coupled receptor signaling pathway. The record is from RefSeq and is a predicted model, not a curated record. Gene Ontology annotation, molecular function: corticotropin hormone receptor binding; type 4 melanocortin receptor binding; signaling receptor regulator activity. Bases 552 to 872 code for a protein of 106 amino acids.